Girardinichthys multiradiatus is the source of this 2255-nucleotide messenger RNA. RefSeq lists its product as uncharacterized. NCBI's taxonomy places the organism in Eukaryota, Metazoa, Chordata, Actinopteri, Cyprinodontiformes, Goodeidae. The coding region runs from base 893 to 1576 and encodes 227 amino acids. The transcript is spliced from 5 exons. The record is from RefSeq and is a predicted model, not a curated record.
UAAGUCUAACAGCAUAUACUGUUGAUGGACAUCUGUUGUUGACACAAAAAAAGAUUUAUUUUGAUCAGACACUGGGAAUGGCUGCUCAGGCCCUGCUGCUUCAUGUUCAUGUCUCAACAGAUAUUGUGAGAAAACUAACUUUUAAUCCCACGCCCAGAAUCAGUGGAUGAGCUAAAGGACAUUAUAAAAGAAAAGUUCAAGCUUGACUGGGAUUUUAGCUUAUCGUAUGAAGACCCAGACUUUGACGGGCAGCUUUGUUCACUUGUAGAUAUUGAGGAGCUUCCUCAGAAAGCGGUUGUAAAACUUGUAAGACCAGAGAAUGAUGACAUGCCAUGACUCCUGACAGGGUUGAACAAUGGCCUCAGGAUUUCCCUAUUCCCACUUUUUCCUAUGAGGUAGAACUUGUACUUGUUGAGGGGAAUAUUGCCUAUGAGCGAACAGGAAAGGUUCUCAAGUUGUCUAGGGGACAAAAGCAUGACAUUCUUGAAACUCUCGCAGCUAAAAUGCAUAGUUUCAAAGCAUACCCCAGUGAUCGUGAAGUAUCAGUGGUAGCCGAAGCUCUCAUCACCAAGCAUCCUUGUCUAAAGGAGCCUGGAUCACAGACGGGUUGGUAUGGGUGGAAAAAUAGCCUUAAAUUUCAGAUGGGCAGCUUUCGUGCUAAGUUUAGUCGGGCUGGAUUUCAAGAGGUAGCUGUGAAUUCAGGGAAGAGAAGUAGAAAUGACCCAGACCAGCAAUCGCCACACAAUAAUAUAAAAAGACCUAAAAGGGCAGAAGUUAAUUUUCUGCCAAAUUUCCCAAGGGGUGAAGAUGCUGUUAGCCUUGAUCAGCUAAGACUACAGAUGGUGGAUGAAGUCAAAAAAGUGAAAAGAAUCACACCCUGAUUACAAAGCUGAUGCAUACUACCUUUGCCCUGCGACGCAAAGAGAUCAUCAGCGAUGACCUACCAGUAGCAGAGAUCCUGGAUUGCUGGCCUGCUCUGAAAAUGGAGUCCCAGAUCUGUGCAGAGUUCCACAGGAUUACAAACCUCAACCUAAAGAACCACUUCUUUGCUGUGUUAGACCAACAUGCCCCAUGGCUCCAGAGCUUAUUUAGAAAGAAAGCUGCUCGCACGGGGAAAGUGUCUGAUGUUCUGUCUCAGCUCUUCAGAACCUAUGAUCUCCAGGAACAAGUUAAUAUCCAUGUUCGACGUGCUGUUGUGCUUCACGGCCUUCCUUCCUAUUUGCACGAAGACACCUCCACCUUCAUCAAAACCUGGGAUAUGACGCACUCCGAUGAACCAGAUAUUAGGGAAGUGCCACUUGGACUCCUCCUAAUCAGAGCCAGUUCCACCGAUGCAACAUUCUUCUGUCCUGAGAAAAUUGCAGUUUUGAUUGAGGGUAACAUAAUCAUUGAUUUCACCACCCUGACUGAUGCAUUUGUAGUAUUAUUUGCACUGACUUAUGCCCUGCAUCUAAACUACCCAAAAUGUUUGGCCAACACAUUUGACUUUAUUCAGAAAGUCUUGAUGGGCCUGGAGGAUGGGAAGUUGAGGCCCAAAGUGCUGAGUCUUAAAAAUGAUCUGUUGGCAGCAGAAUAACAUUAAGGGUUCCUACACAGCCCUGAAAUGCCAGUUAGAGCAACUAUUUCAGCUGACCAUUUUUCAGUCUGGAUAAGUAAAAAAAAAAAAAAAAAAAAGUUGGAAUAGAGAAAAUGUCAUUUGCAGACUCUACGUUUUAUUUCAUUACCUAACUGACAUAAGGCACUAAGAAGUUUUAUAAAAUGGUGUUAUGUAUUUCUAAAGUUUCUAAAUAAGUAGUUUUCUGUGUAAAAUUUUAUUGCACUGUUGGUGACAGCAUGGUUGCACUCUAGAUAUUAAAAAGGUUCCCUAUACUAUUUCAGUGUAUUAGCGUCACUGUAAUUUAAUUCAGUUUUCCUAUCUGAUGAUGCAGGAUUUGAAGUAUUUUUUUUUCUUUUUUAAUAAAAAUAUAUUGUUACUGUUAAAUACUGUUAAAGAUAUUGUGAAAAUUAUUUAUUGCUAACAUUGUAAGCUUUUGCUUAGUGAAUGUUUCGUAACAUUUUCUUCUAACAUCAGAUGGAUUUCUUUGGGCUUGCCAGAUUUUUAUAAUUUUUUUUAAAUGGAAGGGAAUUUCAUUUAUCAUUUAUUAUUGUUGCCCAUCAGUAUUUGUCAAUUCUUAGCGAGGAUUUCAGCCCUUUCCCCCAUUGCACUAGUGUUUUUGAUUGUAUGGAACAAUGUAAAUGUUAAGACAUUUUGUCUU